AUGCGUUUCCAUGCGGCCAUCGCCCUCGCAGCAUGUCUCGCUCCGGCAGCUGCCAUUUUCGAGGACGACGCUUAUCACAUUGAUUUCCACUAUGCGCUACUAGGUCUUCCCGCACCAGAGGCCACCUUCUUCCAGAAGCCCUAUGCGGGCUCCAAGGCUUCUCUUUUGUACUCCAUCUCGCAGAACCAGACUAUCGGCGCAAUCAAUCCCAAGGAUGGAGCACUUGUAUGGCGGCAGCACCUGGCCUCGCAACCCGGCCACAAAGGACACCUGCGCUCAGGAAAUGAGCAGGACACAGUUAUCAGCGCUGUCGGAAACCGCGUAACGGCAUGGAGCGCUUCCGAUGGCCGCCUUGUAUGGGAGACUAGCGUUGACGGCGCCGCAGUCGAGGAUCUCGAGAUACUCGAGCAGGAAGAUGGCAUGACCAUCAGCGCGGCCAAAGACGCCAUUGUCCUUGUUACCGACAGCAGCAACAGUGUCAAGAGGCUUGACGGCAAGACCGGUCGCGUCAAGUGGACAUUCGAGGAUACCAGCGGAGACACACCCUUCCAGGUCUCGACCUCACCUACCACCAUCUACUACAUCGCCCUCCACACGCCCAUGCUUGGAGGCUCCAAGCUCCGGGUCACAUCACUCAAUCCCAUCACAGGCAAGAAGCUCGACCAGUACACCCUAAACUCAGACGCUGAGAUAUCCUCGCGCGACCGUAUCCUCUUCGCCGGAGCCAAUACAGCUGCCCCACUACUGGCCUGGACCGACAAGGCGAACAAGGUGCUGAAAGUGAACAUCAUCGGAACCAAGACUGUGUCGACCUUCAACACGCCGGGGGACGAGGUUGUGGAGAACAUCGUCCUGCAUGCUCCUAACCACAUCAACUCGCUCGCUCACUUCCUCGUCGAGUACCAAACCGCCGUCGGUCAUUCCGCCGAAGUUUACCACGUCGACCUCAACAAGCAAACCAUCUCCAAAGCCUACAGCCUUCCAGAGCUAAAGACAAAAGGAACAUUUGCUACGAGCACAUCCGACGCCAAUGUUUACUUCAAUAGGCUUACCCAAGACGAAGUGACUGUCUUCUCUUCGGUUUCACAUGGUGUCUUGGGUCGUUGGACCCUUAGAGGCUCUCCGGCACUUGCGGGCGCCUUCCCUGUGCAUGGCCAGUCCGAGGUCGUUCUGAAAUCCGGCGUCGCGAGCGCUGUACGGUCCGCCGUUCUGUACUCUAAUGGACAGUGGGCACUCCUGCGAAACGAUGAAGUAGCCUGGACCCGGCCUGAAUUCUUGUCUGGCACUAUCUCCGCAGUCUGGGCCGGCCUGCCUGAAGAGGAGGCCCUAGCACAAGCACUUGCUGACGAAAGCCAUCGCAACCUCGUCUCCGCCUACAUCCACCGCGUGCAGAGGCAUGUUCAAGAUUUGAAGUACUUCCCAGCGUGGGCGCAGAGCAUUCCCCAGCGCCUUCUGGGUAGUGUGGUUGGCAAGACAAGGGAAACAACAGUUGACGACAUACAGCAAGAUACUUUCGGCUUCCACAAACUUGUUGUCGUCGCCACUAAGACAGGCCGUCUCGCUGCCCUCGAUGUUGGUUCGCGAGGCAAAGUCAUGUGGAACAUGGACCUUAACCAGUUCGCGCCUGAUACAGCAUUUCAACAACCGACUUUGAAAGCCCAUAGUGGCUACGUUGAAGUGAGGGACUCCAGCUUCCAGGGAUCACUGUUCAUUAAUUCGACAACCGGUGGUCUCAUCUCUUCCGAUAAGAUAAAGGUUGAGGUUCCGCUCAUCGCUGAGGGACAGGAGCUUGUUUCCUUUACAUUGGUUGACGGUACCCUGAAAGGUUCCUUGGAAAGCAAGCCUAGUUCCGAACCAGUAUGGAGCUUCACGCCGCCUGCUGGGGAGAAGAUCGCUAGCUACGUUGCCCGACCGGUUAAGGAUCCUGUUGCCUCUAUCGGAAAAGUGCUAGGAGAUAGGAAGGUACUUUACAAGUACCUGAACCCCAACCUUGUCCUAGUCACAGCAGUCGUUGACUCCGCGCGAUCUGCGUCCAUCUAUCUGCUUGAUUCUGCUUCUGGACAAGUACUACACACCAUGUCACACAACGACGUUGAUACUACACGACCCAUCCCGGCCACCAUCUCAGAGAACUGGUUCGCAUACGCAUUGACCAUUGACUCUACCUCUGGUGCUUCUUCUCGCGGCUACCAGCUCGUCGUCUCUGAUCUUUACGAGUCCCCGCUCCCUGACGACAGGGGACCAUUGGGCGCUACAUCCAACUCUUCUACCGUGCAACCCUCUGGCUCGGAUGGCGACGCUGUGAAGCCUUAUGUAAUAUCGCAAAGUUACCAGGUACCAGCAGAAAUUACGCAUAUGAGUGUUACGCAGACCAGGCAAGGCAUUACCAGCCGCGAGCUCCUUGUCACUGUACCCGCAAUCAACGCUAUAAUUGGUAUUCCAAGAACGGUCAUUGAUCCCCACCGACCAGUCGGCCGUGAUCCUACUGCGCAAGAAGGGUCUGAGGGUCUGGUCAAGUACACACCCCUGAUCAACUUCGACCCGAAAUGGCACCUUACCCACAAGUACGAAGUCUUGGGUAUCAACAACAUUAUCACAAGCGAGAGCGGAAUCGAAAGUACCAGUCUGGUUUUUGCUUAUGGCUUGGAUAUCUUUGGAACAAGAGUUGCACCUAGUUUUGCCUUCGAUAUCCUGGGUAAGGGCUUUAACAAGAUUUCCAUGCUUCUUACUGUUGUUGGACUGUUUGUUGGAGUCUUGUUCGUCGCGCCUUUGGUUAAGCGAAAGCAGAUCAACACCAUGUGGACACUAUGA
This is a messenger RNA of Alternaria atra, 2811 nucleotides long. RefSeq lists its product as uncharacterized. The record is from RefSeq and is a predicted model, not a curated record. Gene Ontology annotation, molecular function: protein binding. Lineage: Eukaryota; Fungi; Ascomycota; Dothideomycetes; Pleosporales; Pleosporaceae. Bases 1 to 2811 code for a protein of 936 amino acids. Gene Ontology annotation, biological process: protein folding in endoplasmic reticulum. The transcript has 3 exons. Gene Ontology annotation, cellular component: EMC complex.